Zasmidium cellare ATCC 36951 is the source of this 783-nucleotide messenger RNA. RefSeq lists its product as uncharacterized. The record is from RefSeq and is a predicted model, not a curated record. Gene Ontology annotation, molecular function: rRNA binding; structural constituent of ribosome. Gene Ontology annotation, biological process: translation. Gene Ontology annotation, cellular component: mitochondrial large ribosomal subunit; ribosome. Bases 1 to 783 code for a protein of 260 amino acids. Lineage: Eukaryota; Fungi; Ascomycota; Dothideomycetes; Mycosphaerellales; Mycosphaerellaceae. The transcript has 2 exons.
AUGGAGCCGACAAGACACUGUAUGCGUACCUCGCAGACGCUUCUACGGACAUUCACCAGCUCUCCCGCACGCGACACCACACUCCCUGCUUUCCUCGUCCCAGCCCUGGCCCAGAGACCGCAACAAACCUCACGAUUCUCGACGUCGUCGCCUCACCGGUCCAAGAUUGGCCGUGCGCCGCUGUCAUUGCCGCCAGGUGUCACAUUCAAAAUCCAAGAAGCGCCGCAGCUGAAAGACGAUGCACGUGUCAGUCGCAAUCAACCGGGUUCUACCGUCGAGAUCGAGGGUCCAUUGGGCAAGAUGACCAUGCAAGUGCCGGCAUAUGUGAAUAUACGGCAUGAUGAAGAGACAAGAACGCAUACAGUGAGAAUUGUGGAUCAAGAGGACAAGAAGCAGAAGGCAAUGUGGGGAACCGUAAGGGCAUAUCUACAAAAUCACAUUCUCGGUGUCAGCGAAGGUCACGCUGCGAUUCUGCGUCUUGUUGGAGUAGGAUAUCGAGCUACGAUCGAAAGCAGCGCUGUCACGAAAAAGCCGGAAUACCCAGGGCAGCAGUUCGUGUCGCUCAAGGUUGGCUAUUCGCACCCGAUCGAAAUGGGAGUCCCACAAGGUGUAAAAGCUAGCACACCGCAGCCUACGAGAAUACUACUGGAGGGUGUGGAGAAAGAGGUGGUGAUGCAGUUUGCGGCAGAGAUUCGCGCAUGGCGACGGCCUGAACCAUACAAAGGCAAGGGUAUCUUUGUGAAUGACGAGACGAUCAAGUUGAAAGCGAAGAAGAUCAAGUAG